AUGCAAACAACAAAGCAAUGUGCGUACAGGCCCAUUCCUCUCUCUCUCGGUCUCUCCUAACCCCGUCCUGUGUGUGAUUCCCUCGUUUGCUCCGUUCCCAGCUUUCCUCCUCCUCGCACAGGCUCCCCUCUAAAACCCUCUGCCUCCACUGUAAAUCUUUGCAAAGCUGAUUUCUAACAGCAAGAAUUCGCUGUUUCUGUUACCGCACCCUCCAGGGGCCUAUACAUCCAGCGCCUGCCUGGCUUGCUUCAUUCGUGGAUCUGAGAGCAUUUUGCUGCAUUCAGUAACAUUCUCGGAGGGGAUUUCUCCGUGCUGCUUCUGUGGAUUUCUCUGAGAAUUGUCAGCGGGAUUUGUGAGCAUUUCGUGCGGUGUUUUCAUGGUUCCUUUGUUUGGCAUGUGUUAGCGAAUUCCUCAGCAUUGAAGAUUUUUGAGUCCCCUCUGGAGUGUUGAGGGUCACUAAGUUCUUGAUCAUUCACUAAAUAUUGUUUUUCAGUUUUAGUUUCAUGUUUAGAGGACAUUGGUACUGUUUUGCAACCAUUCCAGAUUGUUGCACAUCUGAAAGUUUGCACACCUUUGUGGGAAAAGAAUGACGCUUUAUUUUUCUGGAGAAUGAAUUCCUGUGGCAUCUGAUGCUCUAGGACCAUAAAGCUUGCAACUUUAGUGCUGUCCUACCUCAGUAGACUGAAGCUGUUUUUCCCCUGCUUGGUUGGUAUUGAUCGUCGUGGGCAAAGCAGAGGAAGACCCUCCCAUGGAGAUGACUGACAUGAAACCAGAGGAGAUGAGCCACCCUCCCAUGGACCAGCUGCUCGGAAUGGAGUACUGCAUAGACUCCAACCCGUCCUGGGGAGGAGCUGUUUUGCUGGGCUUCCAGCAUUUCAUCCUUUGCUUGGGGACGGCAGUGAUGAUCCCCACCUUGUUGGUUCCCCUCAUGGGAGGAAAUGCUCAUGACAAGGCAAAGGUAGUACAGACAGUGCUAUUCGUGACUGGAAUAAAUACAAUGCUCCAAACUCUGUUUGGAACUCGUCUACCGACCGUCAUCGGUGGGUCUUAUGCAUUCCUAGUCCCAGUCAUGUCAGUAAUCAGUGACCACUCACUGAUACAAAUUGCUGAUAACCAUACAAGGUUCAAAAUGACCAUGAGAGCCAUACAGGGGGCCCUGAUAAUAUCAUCCUGCAUUCAGAUAAUACUUGGCUUCAGCCAAUUGUGGGGGGUAUGCUCCAGGUUCUUCAGCCCACUUGGGAUGGUUCCAGUUAUUGCAUUGGUUGGGCUUGGCCUUUUCGAGAGAGGGUUCCCAGUGAUUGGAACAUGCGUGGAGAUCGGUGUUCCUAUGCUUGUCUUGUUUGUGGCACUUUCCCAGUAUCUGAAGCAUGUACAAGUGCAUCCUUUUCCGAUAUUGGAGAGGUUCUCAGUGCUCAUCACCAUUGCAGUUGUCUGGUUAUAUGCCCACAUCCUCACCGUGAGUGGGGCAUACAAACAUAGUUCGCAGGUCACCCAGCUCAACUGCCGAACCGACCGUGCCAGCCUCAUCACAACCAUGCCAUGGUUUGAUAUUCCAUACCCACUGCAAUGGGGUCCCCCGAGUUUCAGUGCAGAUCAUUCAUUCGGCAUGAUGGCUGCUGUGUUGGUGUCAUUGGUAGAGUCUACCGGAGCGUUUAAGGCUGCUGCCCGGUUGGCAAGUGCGACGCCGCCCCCACCAUUUGUCCUAAGCAGGGGAAUUGGAUGGCAGGGAAUCGGGCUGCUAUUAGAUGGCCUAUUUGGUACUGCCAGCGGCUCUACUGUCUCUGUGGAGAACGUGGGUCUCCUAGGAUCAACCAGGAUUGGUAGCAGAAGAGUCAUUCAGAUCUCCGCUGGUUUCAUGAUCUUCUUCUCUAUCCUAGGGAAAUUCGGAGGGCUGUUCGCCUCAAUUCCAUUCACGGUGUUUGCUGCUAUAUACUGUGUAUUGUUUGGCUACGUCGGUGCUGUGGGGCUCUCCUUUAUGCAGUUCACCAACAUGAACUCGAUGCGCAACCUCUUCAUUAUCGGCACGUCACUGUUCCUCGGUAUCUCCAUCCCGGAGUACUUCUUCCACUAUGAUCAUGGACCGUCACAUACUAGAGCUGGAUGGUUCAAUGACCUCAUCAACACCAUCUUCUCCUCACCCCCGACCGUUGGUUUCAUCAUCUCGGUGGUCCUAGAUAACACGCUGGACGUGAGGAACAGAGCCAAGGACCGUGGGAUGCCUUGGUGGGCUAGGUUCAGGACAUUUCGUGGGGAUAGUCGGAACGAGGAGUUCUACAAUCUGCCGUUCAACCUCAACCGGUUUUUCCCACCAUCGUAAGAACAUUGUACAUGCUUCAGUUUGUUGUUGGAACCGUAGAGACACCAAAACCAAGUAUCAUUGUAAUUAUGGUUUGGCUUCCAAGGGUUGUACAUGCUUCAGUUUGUUGUUGGAGAUGACUGCUGAGCAAUGAGAAUCAAUUACUUCGAGGCCACUUU
This is a messenger RNA of Zea mays, 2475 nucleotides long. Its product is annotated as nucleobase-ascorbate transporter 2. Lineage: Eukaryota; Viridiplantae; Streptophyta; Magnoliopsida; Poales; Poaceae. Gene Ontology annotation, biological process: transmembrane transport. The transcript has 13 exons. The record is from RefSeq and is a predicted model, not a curated record. Gene Ontology annotation, cellular component: membrane. Bases 749 to 2317 code for a protein of 522 amino acids. Gene Ontology annotation, molecular function: transmembrane transporter activity.